This is a messenger RNA of Pyricularia grisea, 1939 nucleotides long. RefSeq lists its product as uncharacterized. NCBI's taxonomy places the organism in Eukaryota, Fungi, Ascomycota, Sordariomycetes, Magnaporthales, Pyriculariaceae. The transcript is spliced from 5 exons. The record is from RefSeq and is a predicted model, not a curated record. The coding region runs from base 259 to 1644 and encodes 461 amino acids. Gene Ontology annotation, molecular function: syntaxin binding.
CAGUCGUCAAAAUCGACCAGGCAGGCUAUCACGAUCCCGACCCGACCAAACCCAAAACUCACCGAAUAACGCAACCCCGAUGCACCGUAUUCCUUGAACAAGGAUAUGAUUAUCAGCGACUGUCAACCAGCAUCACUAACAUACUGAAUUUGAAACCCCCUCCCCCUACGAAAAAAAAGUACGCUUGGACAAAACUCUGCAUGCCCACUACCGAUACCGCGCCGGAGCAUCCAUUCUUCUCCUGGCCUGGACGGGGUCAUGUCAGCCGUCAACUCCGCGACGUCACAAACCGCUGCACCUCCGCGACCGGCAGCGAUGGCGAACGGCACAUCCCCCUCUGCCGUGCCGGUCCCGGCCGCUGCGGCGGCAGCAACAGCACCCCAAUUGAACAAGAAAACGAAGAAGAAGGCACUCGACUCGAACGAGGCUUCCAAGCUGGUCGCCGCCAGGAUUUCCCAGUUGGAGCUUGACCAGGCAGGGGACAAGGAGCAGGAGAUUGAGAUUGAACGGGAGGUCAAGAAGGCAAAUCGCGAACUCAACUCACAGACAGCCAAGAUGGAUAAUCUUCAAAAGAUUGAUCAUCUGACGAAGCGUUGUUCGGACCUGCUCGCCGACAUGAAAAGGCACGAAAGGGAAAGCCUAAAGAACAAAAAGCGGGGUGACCAGCUUCAGAAGGAAAAGGACCAGAGCCGCACUGAACUCACCAAGACUGUUGGCCUCAAGGAGAAGCUUGAAAAGCUUUGCAGGGAGCUUCAGAAAGAAAAUAACAAGCUCAAGAGCGAGAACAAGGCCUAUGCAGAUAAGCAACUGCGUGAUCAGAAUUCCUGGGACGAGAAGUUUCUUGGGCUGCUCCAGCGACUCGAUGACUAUCAGAGCGAGAAGGACAACCCGAAGAAGCAGAUGGUAGACAUGGAGCUUGAUGAACUGUUCCGACAACGUUUCAAGACUCUGAUCGAGCAGUAUGAGCUUCGAGAUCUUCAUUUCCACUCGCUUAUGCGCACAAAGGAACUCGAGGUGCAGUACAAUAUGGCAAGAUACGAGGCGGAAAAAAAGCGAGCCGAGGCAGAAGUGGGACGCUCCAGGCAGCUCAACGCGCAGAUCCAGACUUUUUCCAAGACCGAAGGCGAACUACGGACUCAGCUCAACGUGUACGUUGACAAGUUCAAGCAAGUUGAGGACACGCUCAACAAUAGCAAUGACCUUUUCUUGACGUUUCGGAAGGAAAUGGAGGAGAUGUCCAAGAAGUCAAAGAAGCUGGAGAAAGAAAACGAGAGUCUCAAGAGGAAGCAUGAAGCCAUGAAUCAGAACAUCUUCAAGAUGGCCGACGAGCGCACCAAAAACUUAAAGGAGCUGGAGGAACUCAGGAAGAAGACGGAGAAGCUGACGAGCAUCAUAACGCAGAUGCAGCAGCAAGGUCGCGGGAUCGCGCCGAGUGGCCUUGCCAACAGCGUCGAACCCUGCUACCCUGAGGGUGAGGAGGAAGGCGAGGGUGAAGAGAGCGAGUACGAGGAGGAGUAUGAAGACGUCAGUGAGGAGGACGGCGAAUACUACGAUGAGGAUCUUACCGAGGAGGAGGCGCAGCCUGAGCCGCAGAAAUUCGGCCCAGAGCGCCCUCAGCCCCCGCCCGUCGCGAACGGGUGCUAGGAGACCCCGCUUCAGUGUACAAUAUCUAUCUUGGUUUCGCUGGCCCUGAUGCUCUUAACUAUGUACUUGACAUUUAGGUGGGCCUUUGAAGAGAUCUUGAGUAGCUUGCUCUCGCGCGUAGGUCUGAGGUUUCGGGUUCCUUCUACGGAUCGAUUGCCUCUGGUGAAAGGUGGACGGCACAAUCGUCAAUUGACCCGUUAUGUGGCCUGAAGCAAUGGGCUCACUGAUGGGGCUUUGGCGUUGGAAAGCAGUUUGCGUGCACAUCUUUACGCAAAGAUCCCGCAUUAUUAGACGC